AUUCUUUUUUCAAUUGGAAUUCGCAUUCAACUAGCAACAAGUGUCGAUUCUGAAGAGUUUAUGACAGUAGAGUAAAUGUUUAAAAAAACUGGAAGAAUGAGUUCUGAGGAAGAUGCAGUAUUCCAGUGCUACAAUGGUCGAAUUUUUCAAGUUGUUAAUGGGAAUAAAGUAGCAUAUAUUGGAGGAGGGAUUCUCAGCCUUGAAAGUAAACCACAAGCUGUUUUGGGCAAUCUGAUGGAGGCACUGAGCGAUUCUCUUUGUGGGGUAAAGAUUUGGUAUAAGUUUCCAUAUGAGGAUUUUGCAGAGCUUAAGUUAUUGAGUGAAGAUCAAAAUUUUCAGAAAAUUUGUCUUGCCUCAGUUUGGAUAAAAUCGAUAGAAUUGUUUUUGGAGAAAGAAAACAAUGUCGAAGUUGGAGAUGGGUCUCAUAGUGAUAGAGAUGUUAGUGACGUUGAAGGUGAUAGGGCUGUUAGUGAUGAUGAAGGUGAUAGGGUUGUUGGAGAUGGUGAUAGAGCUGUUAGUGAUGGUGAAGGUGAUAGGGCGUUUGGAGAUGGUGAUAGAGGUGAUAGGGCUGUGAAUCGGGAUUUUGUUGACAUGGAUGCUAGAGUGGAGGAAAACUUAACAGGUUUUGUUGAUGAAGAAGAGCAUGAUAAUUGUGAGGAUACUCCUCCUAACUCAGAUUGCGAGGAUGCUCCAAGAAGGUAUGUAAGGUGCAAGAGAGGUAGUGGAGAUAUUAGAUUAGAGCAAGUAUUUGACAGUAUAUCUGAGUUUAAGGAAGCUGUAAUUGACUAUGCUCUUAAAAAGGGAGAGAAUAUAAAGUUUACAAGAUGGGGAUCAGAGAAAAGUGAAGUGAGGUGUUCUAUUGGAGGGAAUUCCAAAUUCAGAAUUUACUGUGCGUAUGAUGAUGAAAUUGGAAAGUACAUGGUGAAGACAUUCAAUGAUGUCCAUGCUUGUACGACAGACGGGUUUUGCAAAGUACUCAAGAGUGGAAUCAUUGCUCAACUUUUCUUGAAUGACAUUAGGAGAGAUCCAACCUUGAAGCCAAAGGCAAUGCAACAAGCAAUUGAGGAGAGGUACACAAUCGUUGCCACCCCUGACCAGUGCCGGAAAGCUAAAGGAAAAACAUUGAAAAUUAUUUAAGAUGAAUAUGAUGAGCAAUUUGCUCGAAUACAUGAUUACAUGGAACAUCUUUUGGAAUCAAAUCCAAGGUCAACAGUGGAUGUUCAAACAGUUACUGACGAGUCUGGUGUAGUAAAGUUUGACAGGUUUUAUGUAUGCUUUGAAGCUAUUCGGACAACUUGGCUGGCUUAUUGUCGCCCAAUAAUUGGCAUAGAUGGAUGUUUUUUGAAAAACAAUGUGAAAGGACACUCUUGGCAGCUGUUGGAAGAGAUGCCAACAACAAGUUCUACCCGAUUUUUCAGUGUAUUUGCAGUCUUAAUCACAGAGAACCGACCACAUCUGCAAUGUCUUGGGAUUCCUCUUCCAGGUACAGAGAAUCUAUCGCUCACUCCUAUCAAAAUAUUCACAAUUUUCCAAAGAGAUUAAUUUCCUAUCAAAAUACACACAAAGUUCUAAACAAAUGAAAUUAAACACCUUAUAAUCUCGAUUACUCACCUGAAGAAGCUGAUGAAGACAUCUUGAUCAACACUUAUGAAAUCCCCAACUCGAUUACUAAAAUCCCAGAAACCUAACUUUCCCCCUUUCUAAAAUCCCAAAUCGAUUUUUAAAAAUCAAAGGAGGAAGAAGAUGAGACAAACGACGACGUUUAACUCAUUUUUUUGGUUUCUCCCGAAAUUGAAAACGACGUCGUUCGCACGUGGCAUCCACGUAAGCAUCCGUUAACGGAUUCUUAACACCGUUUCGAUUAAGGUAUAGAUUAGCACAAAUUAACGAGUUUAGGUUGUUUAUUAGAUGUUUAGCUUACUCCAAGUAUGAUUGUGCACACCAUAAAAUAUGAGGUAUGAAUUGAACAUAGUACUAUAGGUAAGGUAUGAAAUGGCCGAUUUUCCCCAACAUACGCAUCUAUAUUAAUGGACAUCUGCUUAAUAUCUACUCAAUUAGAUCUUAAGAGUUAGACAUCUGCUUAAUAUCUACGUAGUACGUACCAAGAGAAGUGCUCGAAGAAUGAUUUGCUUAAAACAAAUUAUUUUUUACCAUAAUUAACAAUGAUAGUCUUUCUUUAUUUUUAACUUAAUCUAUAUAUUAUUUCUCACUGAUUAUAACAAGUCUGGUGGCUGAAAAUCAUCACUCGAUUAAUUUUGUAUAUGAAACUUACGUUAAACAUAGUUUAAUGCAAUAUCAUAGUAGAUUGUCAUAAUUUAAAAAUUAUUUUGAUUGUUAGGCAUAUGGAAUAACAAUAAUAGUAAUGUCACUUGGAUUGGGUAGAGAUAUAGGUUCGUAUGAACUCUUACAAAUGGGAUUAUACGAGAUUGGAAUAAAUUAAAGUGGAAUGAGAAGAACAUGCGUAGAUGUCUUCCUCAAAAAGAUCAUCAAAAGCAAAUUGAAGUUGGAAGAUUUGGUUUUUAGCUAUUACAAAUCUUGUAAUCCAAACCAUUUCUCUAUCUUAUGUUCUUUGAAUAAAAUGUAUGAACUAGAGUAUAAUAUCUUUA
Messenger RNA from Capsella rubella, 2606 nucleotides. RefSeq lists its product as uncharacterized. NCBI's taxonomy places the organism in Eukaryota, Viridiplantae, Streptophyta, Magnoliopsida, Brassicales, Brassicaceae. The coding region runs from base 76 to 1137 and encodes 353 amino acids. The transcript has 3 exons. The record is from RefSeq and is a predicted model, not a curated record.